AUGGCCAAAGAGAAAAAGGGCAAGAACGAUUCGAAAAAGGCCAAGCUGGCGGAAAAGAAGCAGAAGCAAGAGAAAAAAGCAGAAAAGAAGGCCAAGGUCAAGGCGUCCAAGGUGGACGGCAGCGAUGCCGAGGACGUGGACUUGGACGCGGUGCUCGACGAGUACAAGAAGCAGCAGGAGCAGUUCCUCAAGGUAACGGAGACGGUGUGCGAGGGGCCGCCGCGGGCGCGGGCGUCGUCGACGCUGCUGGCCAGCCCGUCCAACAGCAAUCAGCUGCUGCUGUUUGGCGGCGAGUACUUCAACGGCGCGCUGGCCACCUUUUUCAAUGAUUUGCUGGUCUACUACGUCGACCGCGACGAGUGGCGCAGUGUCACGUCGCCCAACGCGCCGCUGCCCCGGAGCGGCCACGCUUGGUGCCGGGCUGGCAAUGAGCAGGCCGCCGUCUAUUUGUUUGGUGGCGAGUUCAGCUCGCCCAAGCAGGGUACCUUUUACCACUACAACGACUUCUGGCGCCUCGACACGGCCACCCGCGAGUGGUCGCGCGUCGAGCCCAAGGGCAAGACGCCCCCCGCCCGCAGCGGCCACCGCCUCACCUACUACAAGAACUACAUCGUCCUCUUCGGCGGCUUCCAGGACACGGCCCACCAGACAAAGUACCUGGCCGACCUGUGGCUGUACGACACGCAGAACUUCGUCUGGCACUGCCCCACCCUGCCGCCCGCCCAGCUCAAGCCCGAUGUCCGCUCGUCCUUUACCUUUCUACCCCACGACCAGGGCACCGUGCUGUACGGCGGCUACUCGCGCGUCAAGGCCGCCGCGGCCGCCUCCUCGGGCGGGGGAAAGCAGGGCAAGGGCGGCAAGGGCGGCGACGGCGGCGGUGGUGGCGGCCGCAGCGUGCUCAAGCCCAUGGUGCACCAGGACUGCUUCUUCCUGCGCAUCACGCAGCCGGCAGCCGACGCUCCCUCAAACACGCCGCCAACAGUGCGGUGGGAGAAGCGCAAGCGGCCGGCCAACGCGCCCAGCCCGACACGCGCGGGCGCCACCAUGGCCUACCACAAGGGCCGCGGCAUCCUGUUUGGCGGCGUGCACGACGUUGAGGAGAGCGAGGAGGGCAUCGAGAGCGAGUUCUUCAACCAACUGCUGGCGUGGAACGUCGAGCGCAACCGCUUCUUCCCGCUGGCCCUGCGCAAGCCGCGCGCCGCGCAGAAAAAGGGGCAGGCAACCGAGCAGCAGCAGCGCGUCGGCCGCAGGGGCAGGGCCCAGGCCAACGAGGAGGAGCUUCUGAAGCAGCUGGCGGCCCUGCAGGCGGGCGCCGGCAAGGGGGGUGACGGCGACGGUGACGGCGACGGUGACGGCGACGACCAGAUGGAUGUCGAUGCCGCCAAGAAGACGGCCGACGAGGAGGACGCUGCUGCGGUGGCGGCCCCCAAGGAGGACAUGCUGGUGUCGAUGGAGUUCCCGCACCCGCGGUUCAACGCGCAGCUCGCGGUGCAGGACGACGUGCUGUAUGUCUACGGCGGUACGUUUGAGAAGGGCGACCGCGAGUUCACGUUUGACGACCUUUACGCCAUCGACCUGGGCAAGCUGGACGGCUGCAAGGAGAUCUUCAACCGGCCGGUGGAGGACUGGAUCGCUUCGGACGACGAGGACGACGAUGAUGACGACGACGACGACGAGUACGAAGACUACGACGACGACAAGGAGGAUGAGGACGAAGACGGCGACGUCGAGAUGGUCGAGGACGGCCAGAAGCCGAAGCCGUUCACCCCUAGCGCCAGGGGCAAGAAGCGCGCGGGCGCCGAGGCACCGGACGAGGCGGCCAACGGCGCUGCCGCUGCCGCUGCCGCUGCGGAAGAGGAGGAGGCGGAAGCGGCGGCCGCCGCACCAGUGGACGAUGGUUUGCCGCACCCAAGGCCAUUCGAAUCGCGCCGCGACUUCUUCCAGCGCACGUCGCACGAGUGGCAGGAGGUGCUCAUGACCAGCCUGCGGUGGAAGGGCGUCGCGCCCGAGACGUUGACGGUCAAAGAGAUCAAGACGCGCGCGUUCGAGAUGAGCGAGGAGAAGUGGUGGGACUGUCGCGAGGAGAUCACGGCCCUCGAGGACGAGCAGGAGGCCGCGGGUAUCGGCGAGGUCGUCUCGCUGGCCGACCGCGACGGUGGAGCUGCUGGGGGGGCGGGUGUCGGGGCCGGGCCGAGGCGCCGGUAG
This is a messenger RNA of Lasiosphaeria miniovina, 2205 nucleotides long. RefSeq lists its product as uncharacterized. The record is from RefSeq and is a predicted model, not a curated record. The coding region runs from base 1 to 2205 and encodes 734 amino acids. The transcript is spliced from 3 exons. Gene Ontology annotation, molecular function: protein binding. NCBI's taxonomy places the organism in Eukaryota, Fungi, Ascomycota, Sordariomycetes, Sordariales, Lasiosphaeriaceae.